AUGUCGGGAAACAAAGAAGAAGAGGACCCUCGUAUCAACGGAAUCAAAACAAAGAUCCGCGUUGUUCCAGAUUUUCCCAAGAAAGGAAUAAUGUUUCAAGACAUAACAACAGUGCUGUUGGAUCCGAAAGCCUUCAAAGAUACAAUUGAUCUAUUUGUUGAGAGAUACAGAGACAAGAACAUCUCAGUGGUUGCAGGAAUAGAGGCUCGAGGUUUCCUAUUCGGUCCACCAAUCGCAUUAGCCAUUGGUGCAAAGUUCGUUCCUCUCCGGAAACCCAAGAAGCUGCCAGGUGAAACAAUAUUUGAAGAAUACGAGUUGGAGUACGGAAAUGACCGGUUAGAGAUGCACGUUGGAGCUGUUGAGGUUGGAGAGCGAACUUUGAUCGUUGAUGAUCUAAUUGCGACGGGUGGGACUCUCUGCGCAGCCAUUAACUUGCUUGAGAGGGUCGGGGCAGAAGUUGUGGAAUGUGCAUGUGUGAUCGAGUUACCUGAAUUACAGGGAAAGCAGAGACUCAAGGGGAAGCCAUUAUGUAUGCUUGUGGAGUAUCGAUGAUAAUUUUAGCUGAGACAUUUGGAUUCAUGAUUUGGUUAAUUAAUUAUUGGAUAUGAACCGAAACUUCG
Eruca vesicaria subsp. sativa (arugula) is the source of this 620-nucleotide messenger RNA. The record is from the annotation of a GenBank genome assembly. Lineage: Eukaryota; Viridiplantae; Streptophyta; Magnoliopsida; Brassicales; Brassicaceae.